Messenger RNA from Microbotryum saponariae, 1368 nucleotides. NCBI's taxonomy places the organism in Eukaryota, Fungi, Basidiomycota, Microbotryomycetes, Microbotryales, Microbotryaceae. The record is from the annotation of a GenBank genome assembly.
AUGAACCGGAUUGAUGACCUUGACAACCCGUUGUGUUCCCCAGUCGGCCGCCUCAAGCAUUUCGCCUCCAUCACCUCGCCCCUGACACUCUUGGCUUCGUCGACCGAGCUCGCAAAUGCCCAGCGCUUCCUCCGCGAAUACCAAGAUGGUGUGGGAGAAGGGAGAAAAGCAUGGGGGAAGGAAGAAGAGUACGGGCUGUGGAAGAAGAAACAGCGUAAGCGCGGUCACUUGCUUCGUGGCUAAUCCUGCCGAGCUGACAAUUUUCUAUUUCUCGUCGUUUCAGUCGUCGAGAGUUCUAUACAUCCUGGUGAGCCCCUCGUAUUAGUCAUUUUUCGGAUCGGUACUAGAACUGAUCUUCUGGACCCACUUGAAACUCGUAGACACCGGCCUCCCCGUGCCAUUACCUUUCCGGCUGUCGGCCUUUGUCCCGACAAAUUUGCUCAUCGUCGGUGGCAUGCUCAUGCCCAAUCCGACUAUCAAGAGUGUCAUCUUUUGGCAGUUCGCCAACCAGUCCCUCAAUGGUGGGUGAUGCUUUCACGACCUUGUACCUGGUAGUUGCUCCAAUCGGGUCGACACGUGGCUAAUGCGAUAUCUGCACGUUCGCACAGUCGCCGUCAACUACUCGAACGCCAACAAGUCCAUCUCGAUGACCAACGCCGAAAUCGCCAAGGCCUACGCCUCAGCCACGAUUGCAUCCUGUACGAUUGCCGUGGGGCUCACCUCGCUCGUACCUCGACUGCGAUCCCUUGCACCUUCGACACGAAUGCUGCUCGGCAAAUUGGUGCCCUUCGUCGCCGUUGCGUCGGCGGGUUGCGUCAACAUCGGUCUGAUGAGGUGGAAGGAGAUACGAGACGGUAUCUCGAUCUACAAGCCCAAGGAUGCGGUGACCGGCCGAGUCAGUGACGAAGUCUUGGGCAAGAGUUCGAUUGCGGGCAAAUAUGCGAUCGGGCAGACGGCGGCGAGUCGCGUGUUAACCAACAUGUGAGUUGCCCCAGCGGCCUAAAGGUCAAGCCGGUCUCGAGACUGGUGCUCAAUAUAUCCUUGUUAUUGCAUCCAGUCCGACUCUCAUUCUCCCGCCUUUGAUCAUUACGCUCUUGGAGCGAAGAGGAGCUUUCGAUCGACCCAAUGGGAAGCGGUUAUCCACGGCGCUCAACCUUGGUCAGUCUUUUCCCGCACUCCCUUCUUCUCUCGCCUUCUUUUCUCAUCUUACUUCGCUCGUCUAUAGGUUUGAUCGGCUUGUCCUUGCUUGUAUUCCUUCCCCCUGCGAUCGCCGUCUUCCCGCAACGAGGCGCGGUCAGUCCCAAGAAGCUGGAGGAGAAGUACCACGACUUGCCUUAUGACCAUGUCGAGUUCAACAAAGGGUUAUGA